This is a messenger RNA of Staurois parvus, 1120 nucleotides long. The record is from the annotation of a GenBank genome assembly. NCBI's taxonomy places the organism in Eukaryota, Metazoa, Chordata, Amphibia, Anura, Ranidae.
CGGUUGUUUCGGGCAAUGGAGGAUGAGGUGUGCGAUUUCCUGAGGCAGAACCGGGAGACGGCGGCAUGGCUGGAGGGGAUACGAGGGGUUUGUGAGUCGGACAAGCUGUGGCAGCACCGGAGAGAGUUCAUUUUGCGGAACCUGGCGGACUUCUGUGGGCCCGGGCAGCCGCCACCACCGCCCGACUCCAACCACCAGGGGCUGGACCGGCUCCUCGCCUACUCCAUGGUGUGGGCUAACCAUGUCUUCACCGGGUGCUGCUAUCCACCUCUUGUUAUGGAAAAAGCUCUUAAAAUGGCAGAAAAAUAUAAAGGUCACUGAUGCGCCCAUUCAUACAACUCGUGAUGAACUGGUUUCCAAGGUGAAGAAAAGAGGGAUUACAAGUAGCAAUGAUGGGCUGAGUGAGGAGCCUUCGAAGAAAAAAUCUACAGAUGAUACUUCUAGAACAGCAGUAGGCCAUACCAACUUUACUGAAGACUUAAAUUCAUCUGCCAAUGUAGAUUGGAAGGUUGAUCGUUGCCAAGAGGAGCAACGGACCGACACAGGCGUUUCCAGUUCUGCUGCUCCUCAGCACUGCAGUGGCAGCAAUGAAUCUAAUCAGAAAGCAGUGGAAGAUGGAGUACAGUUUAGCACGUCUACUGUGCAAAGCCCCCGCAGACCCACUGAUGAUGAUAUUAAGCAACGACAGUCCUUCUUUAACAAACUCUAUAAAAGAGUUGCUUGGAAGCUGGUAUCUGUUGGUGGGUUUAAUCCAAGCCAUGACUAUACAGAAGUACUUGAAGAAUGUAUUAAAACUUUAAAAUCCACACUGGACAUCGCUUUUGUUCCACUGAAAGAACUGGCAGAGUUACCUCAAAACAAAACUUCUCAGGAAAACAUGGUGUGUGAAAUGAGAUGCCAGGCUGUUUACAUUGGCAUGGGUUGUGGUAAAACAAGAGCGAGUGCCCAAGCUGUAGCAUCUAGAGAAGCAAUAAAACUUUUUCAGAAGAAGAAAUUAGUGGUGAAGAUCUGCAAGAGAAAAUACAGUGGUCGUGAGGUUGAAGAUUUGGUUCUCUUGGAUGAUGAGUCGCGCGCCCCACAGUUGCCUCCAGCGUUAAAAAAUCCACAGGAUCUUCUAUGA